Molecule: messenger RNA, 10719 nt
Organism: Symbiodinium sp. CCMP2592
Lineage: Eukaryota; Dinophyceae; Suessiales; Symbiodiniaceae
Source: the annotation of a GenBank genome assembly
AUGAUCGAUCUUGUGCUGCUUGUCCUCGAUCUCCUCGCGGCAUUCCUUGCCGUCGAGGAAGUAGCGAGGGACCUGGGAAAUGCGGCGUCUGCAUUCUCGGCCAUGGAUCCGUUGAGCCGUCGAAGGAGGGCAAGCGGUGCUGGGGAGCCGGAUGAUGGCAUGAGCGAGGAGGAAUACCGAGCAGCCUUGAGUCAAGGGGGUCCUGCAGCAGGGCCCGUCAGAGGGACCGGUAGCGUCUCUUUGAAUGGCAUACUGCCAGGAGAAGCGUCUCCUGGCACUCUGGAGAGUGGUGAAGCCAAGAUGCAAGUUGCUGGUGAGCCGGCGACCACAUCUGCAGUAGAUGAACAUCUGCCUGUGGCGAAUCCCUUCCACUCUGAGAAAGUCCGGACGGAGGUCGAGCUAAUCCGAAACAGGCCGACCUCGCUGGAUGAUGAUGGGCGAAGGCUAAGGGUUGAUCCUGAUGCCCCUACUUUGGGGGAAACCCGACCUGGGGAUGAUGGAGAGCCUAACUAUGCAGCUGCCCUUGGAGGAGGGGAAGGAUUUCGGGAAGCUCCCAGAGUGGCCCGGGUGGAUGUUACUGCGGGUAGUCCGCGGGCGACGGGGAAUAUGGCGGCAACCUUUCCUGGUGGUGCUCCGCAAGAGACUUCUUUGUCUGCGCCCCCUCGGGUGUAUAAAGCAGAGGAGUCAGCUGUGGAUGAGUUGGGUCCUGACCCUUUUGGCCCUGAGGAUGCGAGAGAGUUGAUCCCGGCUUCGGAUUCGGAUCGCUUGGGAAGGCUAGAGAGCCUAUUGGUUCAAGUGGUGGCGGAGAACAAGAGUCUGAAGAGAAGGCUGGAAAUUGAGUCGCGGUCUCAUUCCAGCUGGCAUAGCGGGAUCGCAGCUCCUGAGUGGGGCAGCGGAGCUGUUCCGGAAUCUUUUUCCCCGGCCACGUUUGGGCCCAGAUCUGGUAGUGCUGUACAGGCGUUUCUGGCUAGCGAUUUCCCGGGUCACGAGGGUCGUGGGUUGGGUGGUUGUAAUGUAGGGCCUACGCCGGUUACGGAGGGAGGCCUCAUGAGAGGACCACACUCUGGGAUGGGCCAUCCUGCAGGAGCAAGUCUUAUGGAACUAGAGGCCCAGAGCUUCGCAUCAUACUCUUUAGGUUUGCCCAGAGCCCCGGUAGAAGGAACCUGUAGGCUCCCUCCACCUCCGUUGCCCCUGCCGCCCUUGACGCCCCAGAGCGCUUGUGUGGGUUCAACUGCAAUAACUCCCGAACCCCAAACCAUGCGACAAUUUACGGAACAGGUUAGGGCCCGAGAACUUGCAGGUCAGGAGUUGUUGAGCUUCCAUACUCCUCGAGGGGGUAGGGAAGGAGGUUCAGGUUUUGAUGCGGAGGGAUACCCGGUAUCCCCGGGGGGAACUUCCAUAAAGCCUCCUCCUUUGCCGCCGGCGGCUGCGGCGAGCACGGCGACUUCGUUUCCAGGUGCGCCCACCAGCCGCCUGGGUUUAGGGGAACUGGUUUCAGGGGUACCUGGAGCUUUGAGGGAUCAGGAGUUGGCUAGGUUAGGGUGUGGACAAUUGCCAGCUGGGUUAACCGGGCUACAGGGAGGAGCUGCGCAUUCGGGAUUUGGGUAUAGUCCAGCAGGAUGCGGGGUUCCAGGUAGUUUGGGUGUGCCGGGCUCCAUUGGGGCUGCAGGUUUGUCUGGAGUCUCGGGAACGGAAGGGCUUCAGGGGUCCAGGGUUCUCGAUGUAGGCGGGGUCCCAGGGUACGGCACUAAGGGUCAAGACCUUCCCCGCCCUGAAGAGCCGGCCCGCUAUAUCUCUGAACUACCUAAGUUAAAUCAAUCCGAUUUAGCCAACUCGGCAGUGGUCUGUGGCAACUGGUUGGCGCAAGUGCGUCAGAUAAUGGUGGGCUUAUCGAUGAGCGCGUCAGUUUGGUGGCAGGGGGUCGAAGGACCAGCCACCGCGGCGUACCGUAGGUGGCUAGUAGCCGAUCCCUUAGGCCGUCUUGCUGUAGACCCAUCGACUAUAGUAGGGGAUUUCGAUCAGCAUUUGUAUGGGAGAGUCGAAAGUAGGUCUGUGAGCCUUUUGCUUGCCGCGGUUCCUCAGUCCAUUCGGGAUGACGUGGUGACAAACAGAUGGCUCAGCAGUGCUGCGAUUCUAUUCCGACUAGUCAGACUUAUCCAAGCGGAGUGUGAGUCGGCAGUUAUCACAUCUGAUGCUGGCGCUGACAAGCGUACCAGGGUUGCGGCAGCCGCAACCAGGGACCAGGGUAGUGUCCCCGGGGUUCCAAGUGCUCCGAAUAAGGCGCCUCCUCCUGUACCUCCGACUUCGGUCCAGACCUCCCCUCAGGUAGCUGCGGUGAGUCCUAUUAAUUCGGCGGCGGCCGGUGCGAGUGCAGCCUUGAGUCAGGAGGCGCUCGUCGCAGAAGCCACGAAGAUCCUUAAAGGGGUUUCUCUGAGGGCUCUCCAUGUAGAGGAUAUCGAUGUCUCCUGGCUGAGAAGCGCUCUUGUCAGCGCCUCUGACCCGUCGUUUGCCCUGAUCGACUCCGGAGCCACUAACGCUCUACGCCCUGCGGGACCUGGAGAGGCGGACAAUUGCCGCGUCAUUCGUGUUGAUCUGGCAAGCGGGGGUACUGAACUUAGGGUGAAUGCCCAGGGGACCUUGCUUCAUAAUGGGGGUUGCCAGGUCAUUCUUCCGGCGAGCUACUUAGUGGAUCUUGGGUAUUCUAUUUGUUGGCGCCGUGGUAGUUGUAAGGUUAAGCAUAGGAAGCAAGGUGCUCUGGACGUCACGGUGGUGAAGGGUUGCCCGUUGAUCCCUAAGGCUGUGGGUUUGAAGCUUCUGGAGGAGUAUGAGGCCAAAAGGAGAGGUGAUGCACUCGUAAGCAAGGCUGAGGCCUAUGAUUUGGUGCAGGGAGUUACUUCAGGGUGUGCUCGGGAAUGGUUGCGAGAUCGGGUUGGGAUGCGGUCUGGUGGCCUUACUGACAUUGACCAACUGGUUUUCCUGCGGAGUCUUUUCCCGGAGGUUUCGGGUAAGGUUUUAGCGAGGGUUUGCGCAUCGCCUUUGGAUCCUGGGUAUAAUGACUGGUCGGACUUGCCUUGGAAUCGAAGAUUACGGAGGUCAAUGACUCGUGCAAGUAUGGGUUCGGUUAUGAUGUUGGUGACCCCGAGUGCUUCUGCUUGGAAGGGUAUGGGACGAGUGCUCCCUGUGGCUAAUACUGAAAGGGGCUUGGGCUCUAGGUUGGUGUUUAGGCUUCUUAUGAGGUGGGCUCAGCAGGGAGUGCUAGGAGGAUUUGUAAAGGGUCCUGAGACAGUUGAGCAGGGGCUUGAGUCCUCAGAAGAGUUGCAGGAAGAUGAGGUCGUGAGGUAUUUGAGGAUGGUUUUGCUGUUCUCGGUAGCACAGGCCGUCAGGGAUGCUGAGGUUAAGGUAGCGGGGUCAGAGAUAGGCACCCCACUUCCGGAGAGUGGGGGAGACCUGAGUGGGGUCUUCUUUGCUAUGGAUACAAGUGUGUGGUCUAAGUGCGGGAGUUUGGGCGCUGCUGCGUCCGAGAAGUCGCUGUUUCUCUCGACCUACGCUUUGCGUUCAGCGUCUUUCGAUCAAGGGUGCUUCGGACUACUGGGGAUUUGUGAGACUACCUUGAUUACGAGUUCUUGGUUCCUGUUUGAGGCGGUACAUGAAGUUCGGGUAGAUGAUAAGUUAAGGGUGGCGUGGAAUAACGCUCACGGUAAAGCGGGGAUUGAUUCGUCAUCCGGGGAACCGUGUUGGUCCCGGGGUUUAUGCAACUUGGUUCAGAGGAGCUGGGUGUUAUGGAAAUGGGAACAGUCCCGUGCUGAUGAGGUACGUGAAAGACAGGUAGUGUUGAGGAAGCUCUCUGAGGAGGAGUCGUAUAAGCGACAUGUGCAACAAGAUCAUGUACCUUAUCGUAAAGGGUGCCCAGUAUGUAUACAAGCCCAGGGCCGACAACGAUCCCAUUGGCGGUCCGGGUUUCCCGGUGUGCACUCCCUAAGUGCCGAUGUAGCGGGUCCCUUGAUCUCUGGCUUGUCUUGGGAUGUAGAGGCGAGUGGGAGGGAUAAGGGUAAAGGGUACUGCUACUUUCUAGCUUUUGCCUACGCUAUUCCGAGCACCUUUGUUACUGAGAGUCCCGAUACUUCUGAGGGGUCUGAUCCUGUACCUGAAGAAUGUGGGCAUAUGGUGCCGAUUGAAUCGGAGGGAUUUGUGCCUAAGUAUCCUGAUGGUGAUAAGGGAGCUCGAGCUGAUGAUGAACUGUUUCGGGAGUUGGACCAAAUUCCAUUGUCGUUGGAAGAGGUGCGAGCAGAGCUUAAAGCGGUGACUCACAGAGUUAAGGGUAAACAGCCUGAGCCUGCCGAUUCGGGCGAGUCUCCUGCAUUGGAAGAGCACAAGGGUUAUAAGACUCUGUUCAUGGGUGUGCCUAUCCGAUCGAAGCAUGGGCGCGAGGUUCUGCCGCACGUUCAAAGUAUGAUUAACAGACUGGAGGCGGCAGGCUUUCCCGUUCAACGGUUUCAUGCGGACCGUGCGAAAGAGCUUAGGUCACAUGCAUUAACUACGUGGAUAAAGGAUAGGGGCAUCCACGGCACCUGGACGGCAGGCGAGUCGCCUGCUGGUAAUCGUGCGGAGUUGGCUGUACAGAGUUUAAAGGGGUUCGUCCGCAAGCUGCUUGUUGUGUCUGGCCUUCAGAAACAGUUCUGGCCGUUGGCGCUCCUGCAUGGGUCUGCGCGUAACUGGGUAAACUUCAACGAAGCUAUUGGUAACCCUCAGGCUCCACUGUUGCCUUUUGGUGUUAAGCUUCAUGCUCGUCGUCGCCGUCGCACUGGGUUUGACUCUCAAUGGGAGUCGCGCACUGUGGAGGCGAUUUACCUUGGGCCGGCCCCUUGCACGCCGGGUGGCCAUUUGGUGUUGGUUCCGGAGGGGGAAGAGCAUAGAGUGCUGCUGACCAAUACGGUUUACCCUUUGCGUGGGACCUCUGAUACAGUUGCGAAACCUCGAUAUCGCCUCGUGGGGAAGCGCUCCCCGCCGUUCGCGUUGCGGGUCGUAGCUGCUGAGGAUCUUACUACGGUUUUGACCGACGAUAAUGCCAGGUUAUCACCUGGGGGGGAGUGGUGUGGGGCCUCUUCUGCAGGUGAGUUAAAAAAUGUGGUGUCGGUCGAGGAACAUGAUUUGGAUUUCGAUGGUGAUUUAGUUGAAGGGUGGUCUGGUAUCGGUCUUUUUUGGGAUCCUGAAUGUGGUGGUGGUUUCGAUGAAGAUGGCUGGGUCGAAACUGAAGGUGAGGGAUUCGAAGUAGAACGAUUGGAGCCGAUGAGUGAAGCUGUCGCUCAGCCUGAUUGCCCGGAUAUUACUGUUGCAGCGGUGAAAGUAGAAGAUACGGAGUUUGUUCAGUGGUGGAAGAGCGUUGGCAAAGAGGAAGCCUGUUCGGCUCAGAAUUGUUUUAAGGGUUUGGAAAUUGGGCUUCGUAAUAUGCCGGUAGCCCGUAGGUCCAUGAUUAAGGGACAAGGCCAAGCAGUGGUUCUAGGUCUUUACGGCGUUGGGGGAUUCCAUGGGGUAUCCAAGAUGGCCUUGGAGCAUCCGGACCUGACGAGGUACCUUAAUCACUUCGUACACCAGCAAAAUCCUGAUCACUUGUGGACAACUCUGUAUGUGUCGCGUAAUACUGUGAUGCCAUUGCACCGGGACCUGAGAAAUGCUAAGGGUUUUGAUAUUUUGGUACGGGCUGUAGGUGAGUUCAUUGGGGGUGGUCUUUGGGUUGAAAGCGAGGACCUGAAUGGACCAGUGUGUAAAGAGCUCCCAGGGGGACUCAAGAGACCUGGGUCUGUCUAUGAUAUCCGUAAUGAACCCGUUGUGUUUUCCGGGGACAGGUGGCAUGUGCCUGAAUUGUGGGCUGGGGAUUCUAGGUGGGUGGUCUCAGCUUUUGUGCCUAGGGAUAUUAGGGAUACCCGGGAUGAGGAUUGGGAUCGCUUAAGGGACCUAGGUUUUCCGGUUGAUCCGGUACGAGCACGAUGGUCUGCGUUUGUUGGUCCGGAGCCAGCUGUUUCUGCGCAACCCGAGCCUGUGAAUCUGAAUGCCGUAGACUUGAAGUGGGAAGUGGCCGUCCCUACGCCUUUGUCGGAGUGUGUCAGGGAUGGUUUUGAUCAUGAACUUCAGUGCACGGCUCGAUUGUGUCGAUUGUUAGCGGAGGAGAUGAGCGAAGCUUUGGAUUUUGAUGAAGGGUUCCAGGGAGUUUCUGUUCAGCUUAAGAGGGCUGAGGCUUGGUGUGACUGGGCAGAGCAGGUUUUGGUUGAACAGGAGAUUCGGGUUGGGGCCCUUCAGGCCGAGGUACCGCUUAGCGAGGUAGGUCCUGAUCAGUUUCUGCAAACAAGGUCCGUAGGUCUGUCGGAAGCUCGUCGUGAACUUGAUAAAUGGAAGGAGCCCGCUGCCGAUGAGGUGAGUAGUUUAGAGACCACUAAUCGGGCGGUUGAUAGGGUUAAGGCUGCUGAGGUAGACCGUUGGGCUAGUGAAGGAAUCAACGUGGUGCAGCUCCCUGGAAAGGUUGUCCUUACCCGGAAAUCCGGGACCGGGAAAAGGCGAUGUAGGGCGGUGUGUUGCGGGAAUUACCUUCCUACUGAGAAACUUGGGCUUACACGUGAAGAUCUCUACGCUUCGGGUGCAGAAGCGCUAUCGGUGAAAGUGGCAUUGACGUUUGCUGCGCGAUUUAUCCUUUGGAUCGGAGUGACCAUAGAUGUGAAAUCGGCCUUCUUGUAUGCUCCCAUUCGCAGUAGCUACGAGGGUAAGGAGGAGCGAAUAGUGGUUAAGCCCCCUAGUUUUCUCGUAGAGUUAGGUCUCUUGGGUAGGGACGAUAGGUGGUGGAUCCGUAAAGCACUGUAUGGGUUGCCUACCUCUCCUAAGGACUGGGGUCGCUACAGGGAUGAGGAGUUUACCAAGUUGGAAAUUGUGUCCGAAGGGGUCACGUACCGACUAACGCAAAUGAAGUCUGAUGAUGCCUUGUGGUUGGCUAGGACCUUUAAGGAUGGGAGCCUUGGUGAUACAGCUGGGAUCCUGGUGGUGUAUGUAGAUGAUCUUGCUUUCUUUGGACCGGCAGAUCUGUGCAGUCAGUUUAUUCUUGCCAUAAAGGCCCGCUGGAAGACUAGCGAUCCGGAGUGGAUUUGCGAGCGACCGGUGACUUUCUGCGGCAUAGAACUAUCGAGAGGGGAAGCAGGCUACCGCAUGACGCAGCGUGCCUACAUACAGGAACUUCUCAACCGCUACGAGAUUACUACCGAGGCCAGUGUACCGAUCAACAAGUGGACGGAACCCGAAGGGGCAGAUUCGCCUACGGUUGAUCAAAUCAGGGAAGCUCAGGCGGUGACCGGAGCGUUGUUGUGGCUGUCGACGCGUACGCGGCCAGACAUUGCUUAUGUUGUGGCACGAUGUGGACAACAAGCGACGAAAUCGCCUUUGCUCUCGAUUGCGAUGGGCCGACAAGCUCUUGAAUACUUGAAGUCGACGAUUGAUAUGGGGAUAGAUGUGCCGUUUCAGUUGGGAGACACCUUUUCGAACCAUGAACUUUUGGCGCUUCCGCGAACUGAUCGAGUACUGGAGUUGUAUACCGACGCUUCUCAUAGCCCUGGUGGGGACCGUUCCAUGCAAUCGAUUUUCAUAGUGUGGCGCAGUGUACCUUUGGCUUGGGAAGUGACAAGGCAAGCUUUCACAACGCUUUCUAGCGCAGAAUCGGAGCUCGUGACUAUGGUGGUGGGCAUCCAGAGAGGAGAGGCCAUCCAACCCCUCAUAGAGGAGGUCGUAGAAGCGGACUCCGUCCUCUUACUUUAUGCCGACAACGAAGCAGCGCUCAGAUCAUUUGAACUGUCGCCAAGCGGUUGGCGCAGCCGACACCUGAGAAUGAGGGCCUCAGCGGCCCGGGAACGCAUCUCUGCCAAUCUUUUAAGAGUAUCUCAUAUGCCAGGAGAGCAGUUGAUCGCGGACCUUGGAACCAAACCGCUUACCCGUCCCCGUAUCCUUAGACUUCUAGAUUUAAUCAAUAUAAGAAUAAGGACUGUAUCGGAGGAUUCCGCUGAAACCGCUCGUGUGCUUAGUCGUUUAUGCCUUGAAGAGGGGCAUUCGGUAGAUGACCUAGCAAAGACCUUGGCAGGUCUGGUCCUUUUGGCCAUGCUUCCUCGUGUGAAGGGCCAACCGUUUGAAGACCGGAUUGAUGAAUGGGCGGCUGCGCAGGCUAAGUUCGAGACGAUGGAAAGGGAAUCCGGGCUUACGUUUGUGCAGAGGGCCAAGAUUAGGAGGGUCUUGGAGUCUGGAGGGGUUUUGGAGCCCCCUACCUUUAUGCAACGGUUCGGACCCGCACCGACCUGGUUUACUGGGUUGGGUUCCCCGCGAGAAGCUGAGAGUGGUUGUGCUGCUGAUGAUGGUGGUGAUGAGGUGGUGUUGAACGCUGGAGAUGCAAGCGGCAGUGAACCGCCAGGUUCUGGGCUGUUGGAAGCUUCCACCUUUUUAAGUUGGUUCUUAGGGUUGUGGGGUAGUGCUCUGGUUGACAUGCUAGGGUGUUCUGCUUCUGAGUGGGCGGCUUUGAGUGUGACGGCCUCGACGUUUCACAGUGAAGCGUUGAUGAGGCUGCUCCGGCAGCUGAGGGAUACUGGGCUGUAUGCGGGUGAAUUUCCGGGCCAAGCGGAGGUGACUUUUGUCUUUCAAGGUUUGGGUGCAGGCUGGAGAUUCUCGGGGCUGCAUGCUUCGGAUCAUUUGGAUUCUGGGUCGCAGGUUGGGGGGAGCUCCAUGCCACAUGAUCGCUCGGGGUCCACCAUGCAGUUUGGGGGGAGCUCUGGCUCUCAAGAUCCUCGGGGUUCGGAUGCGUCCUUCAGAGAAGAUUCUAGGCCGCAUGAUCGCUCUGGUACCACCGUGCAGUUUGGGGGGAGCUCUGGCUCGACAUCCACUCGUGAGUUCAGGGACGAGGCAGAGGUGACUGGUGUGCCUAGCCCGCAGGUGCAGGUGGGAGGUAGUUCCAGUAGUCACGGGAUGGCAGUCGCUCCUGGACCAGAUUUCUGUUAUGAAGAUUAUGCCGCUGAAGGCAUGCUGACUGACCAAUUUCCGUAUGUAGGGUCGUGGUUGGUUACGCAUUACUUAGUCCAGCUGUUAUCUCAGUGGGGUGAAGGGAUCUUGUGGUCUUUGGGAGAGAGGAGUAGUGAGUGGUUAAGGUUGCGAGCGGUGUCUGCAGGGAUUCGGUAUGCCCUAGUGUUCGCGGUAGUCGAAGUGUUACGGCGUGGUCCGCAGUCGAUUUUGUAUAAUGGGCCCCAGUGGUUGUUGGCCACGGAGGAGUUUGUUUUGACUGGGCCCCCUAUGGCAGUGAGCUCGGUGUCGCGAGGAUUAGGAGGACCUACGACGGUCCAAGAUCGAUCAUUCGUUUUUCCAUAUGUGGAAGGCCCUCCCGGGGUGUCUUCGCACUAUCUUUUAAGGGUCUUUAUGACGAUAGGAUGGUUGGUGUUGGAUUUGUUGGGGGACCGUGUAUCUUCCUGGGGAUACUUGAGGGCUGUUGCAACUGGGUUUGGAAGCCAGGUUACGUUGGCUCUCUCGAUAUGGUUGAGACGAGUGUAUCAGUUGCGUAUGGCGCAGUCGCAGCUGACCUACGAUGCCGCUAAUGCCUAUCUACAAAGUGGUACGGUUCAAUAUCCGUUUGAGCCCGAUGUGGAAAGAGAUCAGCCCGCUGAUGCGUCAGAUUUCGAAGACGACGAAGAAAUCGAUGAGAGGCCUUUGUUACCCAGGUUGGAGGUCCCGGGGGUCCUUAGGUUCGGUCCAGCGGGUCAAGCCUUGUUAGGUGAAUCGUCUUCGGAGUCUGAUGGGUCUGAAAGCUCGACUACGGAACCUUCGGUAGUGUCACCAACUGCUAGCUCGGAGGAUGGUAGCAGUCGGUCCGCGGGAAGUCACUGCCAGAGCCUUGUGGGACCUGUAAGUUCCGCGGUGGUGGCUCCUACUGGGCCUGUGUACGAAGCGGUAGAGGGCGCUUUGUUGUGCACCUAUGCUGAUGACACGGUAGCUGUGCCACUUCCAGGGUGGAGUCAAACCGAUGUAGCUGCUGUUGUUCAUGGUUUGCACACUGGGGAUUGGGCUACGUUCCAAGCUAUCUUUCCUGAACCCGUAAGUGAUGCCCCGGAUGAAGAGGAGGAGUUACCGAGCAGUAGCUCAGACAUUCUGAUCCGGCGUCGAAGGUUUCGGGGUUUUGGACAUACGAGGCUUAGUUGGAGUGCGAUUUGGGUUGCUCUUUGGAUAGUUUGGUUCUUCUGGGGAUGCAUCAAGGUUGUCGCGGGAAGUUUGGAUGAGACUUGGGGCCCUCAGAAUGACCAGUGUUCCGCUGUAAGUAUGCAUCUAGUCGCAGUUAGCGGUCCGGAUGCCCCAGAUGUGGAGCCCUGUGAAGCCGGGUUUGAAGGGUGCGAUGGGUCUACAAUGUGGGAGGCUGGCAAGGUUCUUUUGAGUGUAGUGUCCUGGGAAGUCGCAAAAGGCUGUUGGAGAGCCUGGAGGGCUCGCAAUGAGUUUAAAGACCAGGGCACCCAAACGGGAGCCAUGUCGGUAGUUCCCUUGCCGUUAGGACCUAGUGUACGCCAUAGGGCACACAUCCUUUAUUCCCUCUGGCGGGCCGGGUAUCCUGUAGAUGCAUAUGGGUAUCCAGAGGCGGUUCGGUCUAGGUUUGAAGGGUUGAUCGGAUCUUGGCUUGCUCAAGUUGAGGGAGGUGAUGUGUCGGAAGAGUCCUCUUCAGAGUGA